Messenger RNA from Olea europaea var. sylvestris, 2212 nucleotides. RefSeq names its product rhamnogalacturonate lyase-like. Lineage: Eukaryota; Viridiplantae; Streptophyta; Magnoliopsida; Lamiales; Oleaceae. Gene Ontology annotation, biological process: carbohydrate metabolic process. Gene Ontology annotation, molecular function: catalytic activity; carbohydrate binding. The coding region runs from base 34 to 2055 and encodes 673 amino acids. The transcript has 16 exons. The record is from RefSeq and is a predicted model, not a curated record.
CUUCUUCUUCCAGGUUCUUUCGUCUUUGCAAAUAUGGACAAGACACAAAGGUUUUUAGUUUUAGGGUUUCUUGCGAUUGCUUUUUCAUUGUUCGUGCAUCUUGGUUCUGCUGCGAAUGCCACAAACAGAUGGAUGCCACAGAACGCUGAUCAAGAACUGCCGUCUUCUCCAGUCAAACUGAAUAAAUGGAAAGAUCAUGUGAUGUUGGACAAUGGCAUUGUUAAACUCACAUUAUUAUCUCCAAGUGGUUUAAUCGGGGAAAUACAAUACAAAGGAGAAAAGAAUGUCCUCGAAUAUCAUCUAAAAGAAAAUAGACGAGGGUAUUGGGACAUUGUAUGGAGUAGGCCACCAGAGCGCAAAAGUUUUUUCUACGAGCUCGAAGGGACAAGUUUCAAAGUUAUAGCAGAAACAGAAGAUAUGAUCGAAAUUUCAUUCAUGAGAACAUGGAAUUCCUCUGAUAGUUCCUUUUACCCCUUGAAUGUUGAUAUAAGGUAUAUAAUGUUGCGCGGGAGCUCUGGUUUCUAUUCAUAUGCAAUAAUGGAACAUUUAGAAGGAUGGCCCGAUUUAAAUAUUGACGAAGCAAGGAUUACUUUCAAACUUGACGAUGCAACGUUCCAUUACAUGGCUAUAUCAGAUGACAUACAAAGGAUUAUGCCAACAGCUCGUGAUCGUACUGGAGGCCAAGUUCUUAAUUAUAGAGAAGCCGUUUUGUUGAAAAAUCCUAGCAAUCCGUCCCUCAAAGGCGAGGUGGAUGACAAGUACCAGUACUCGUGUGACAACAAGGAUAGUUUGGUGCACGGUUGGAUUAGUACUGACCGAGACAUUGGAUUUUGGGUGAUUACACCGAGCAAUGAGUUCCGUGUUGGUGGCCCAGUGAAAAAUGAUCUUACGUCUCAUGUUGGUCCGACCUCUUUAGCUGUAUUUUUUAGUGGUCAUUAUGCUGGUCCAGAUUUUGGAAUCAGAUUACGCAAUGGAGAGCCGUGGAAAAAGGUCUUCGGGCCUGUUUUUAUAUACCUCAACUCAGGUUCAAGUAACAAGCCAAGUACACUUUGGGAAGAUGCUAAAGAACAGAUGCAAAAGGAAACCCAAAUGUGGCCAUAUGAUUUUCCAAGUUCAGAAGACUACCCUCAGGCCAAUCAACGGGGCACCAUUACUGGUCGAUUAUUAGUUCGUGACCGAUAUCUCAGUCGAGAAUUCAUGCCUGCAAAAUCAGCAUAUGUGGGAUUGGCUCCACCGGGAGAUGUGGGAUCUUGGCAAACAGAAACUAAGGGUUAUCAAUUUUGGAAUCAAACUGAUGAAAAUGGUUACUUCACGAUAAGCGGCGUCCGGGAAAGCACUUACAACCUGAAUGCUUGGGUCCCAGGAGUGAUGGGUGACUACAAAUAUGAAACUGAUAUUGUUGUCACGCCAGGAAACCAAAUUCAACUAGGCAAUCUUGUAUAUAAUCCUCCAAGAAAUGGUCCAACCCUAUGGGAAAUUGGGAUCCCUGAUCGUACUCCUGCCGAGUUCUACGUGCCUGAUCCAUCGCCGGAGUUGAGAAACAAUGUAUUUACUAAACAAAAUCAGAAGUAUAGACAAUACGGAUUGUGGGAUAGAUACACAGAUUUAUAUCCUGAUCAAGAUCUAGUUUACACUGUUGGCACCAGUGAUUACAGAAAAGAUUGGUUCUUUGCUCAUGUCAACAGGAGAACAAAUAAUACAUUCCAGUCGACGACAUGGCAAGUUUCAUUUAAUUUAACAGAUGUUGUGAGGACACAAACCUAUACACUCCGGAUAGCACUAGCUUCUGCCAACUAUGCUGAAAUACAAGUUCGAAUCAAUAAUCCAUAUGCAGAACGUCCUCACUUUACUACAAAAUUAAUAGGCAGAGAUAAUGCAAUUGCGAGACAUGGACUUCACGGGUUAUACUCAUCAUAUAGCAUCAGUGUUCCGGGAUUUCAACUCGUGCAUGGAAAAAAUACAAUCUAUCUAAAGCAAUCAAGAGGCGCGACUCCUUUCAAUGGAGUCAUGUACGACUACAUUCGCUUUGAAGGGCCACCAGAAGUCAGACUCUAGAAUGAAUUAAUUAGUUUACAUGCUCAGCUUAGUACAUUAUUUUCGUAGUCCCAGGAAAUAAGUGAAAAUCAUAUAUCGGCUCAGAAACUCCAAAUUCAUUGGAAGAGCUACAAUCGUAAUUUUUCUUUGACACAGGCACUGCACAAUUUUUUUCAUU